UAAUAGCUUGUUAAUAUUUUUGGAUGGAAGGUUUAACUUAAAACUACAAGUCUGAUAUUGUAUACACCGGCGGACAGAAUGAGUAUUCAACCUGUUGCGACCACAGAUUGUAUGAUGAACAGUAAAUCACAUGAGUUUGAACAAAAUAUGUCUGGUUUUUUGUUAGUAUGUUUUGAAGUUCUCUAUGUAUAAGUUUCAAGUUAAUAAGAAAAUUUAAAGCAAAACGAUACAGAAAAUGCAAGUGAAAGUAAACAUAACCUGUCACCAAAUAUAUAGAUCCAAGAUGAUGGUAAGCUUCCUCGAACUAUAUGCCCUGGUUGCAACAUACAGUUGCAAGCAACUGUUCAGUUUUUUGACCUAUUGGUGGAGGGUCAGAAGAAAAUUAGAGAGAUGUGGAAAAAUCAGAUAGAACAGCAGAGAAAGGCAGAAAGAGAGCGCCUUCGGGCUGAAAAAGAGGGUGUUGAGUCUCUCUUAAUUUCUUCUGCUCAGGAUGUUCCAACCUCAGAAGCAGAAGCUGAUGCAGAAAACCGGAUUGUGAUACAGAUUCUGGCUGAUGGUACACUGUUUCCUGCUGACCAUGAGAUGGCACUGAAGAUGGAGGGUUUGGAGAGGCCACGUCGUAAACGAGGACGUCCUCCAAAAAGACAAGUAGAAUCCACUGAAGAGAAAGAAGUAGAGAAGGAAUCAGAGUCACCAGAAGCUUCCCAAGAUCCUGAAGAGAUGGAAGAAGAUGCUGAUGGUAGACGGCGUAGGAAAAGGAAAGUGCCACAGAGGUUCAGGGAAGCUGUGCAAGGAAAGGAAUUGGAAAGAAUAUUCCGAGAAGAGGGAGUAAUUGAUGAAGAUGAACCUGAAGAGGAAGAGGAAGAUGAAAUAGAAGAAAAAGCAACUACUGGGGAUCAUGAUGGAAAUGAUGCAGAGAUUAUUGGUCACCUGGAAACACAAGAAGGACAAGACCUUGGAGAACUUGUAAUUGUUAAUCGAGGCCGUGGAAGAGGUAGACCUCGAGGCAAGAGAAGAAGGAUUCGUUUUCAGUGUGAAAUAUGUGGUCGGGGUUUCCAGCAUAAGGGGAGAUAUAUUGUACAUAAGAGCUAUCACAAAGGAGUUAAAUUUGAAUGUAAUACGUGCAACAAGAGAUUUUCCAACAAAGACAAUUUUGAUCUACAUCAGAAGACAACAGGGCAUACUGGAGAGGGCAUUAUAGAGGGCUUGGAAGAUGGAGAAAAUACUGAAGACUUGGCAUCUGGUAAUCGCUAUCCUUGUGACCAGUGUGAGAAGACUUUUCAGACAAAACAGAGUUAUGAGGUCCAUUUAAAAGCAAUCCAUGAAGGUCAAAGACCAUUUGCAUGUGAAGUGUGUGGAAGGAGUUUUGCAUAUCAUAACAGUUUGAAGGGGCACAUGCUGUCACAUGAGGAACAAAAGGCUGAGAAAGGUUACCCUUGUGACAUAUGUGGAAAGAUGUUAAAUCAUCCCAGUUCUGUAGUAUAUCAUAAGGAAGCAGAACACAACAACGGGAGGCGUUUUGUCUGCAACAAGUGUGGGAAAGGUUUCAAACAUAAACAGCUUCUACAGAGGCAUCAGUUGGUUCAUUCUGAUGACCGGCCAUUUGUAUGUAAGUCUUGUGGUGCAAGUUUCAAAACAAAAGCAAAUCUAUUGAAUCAUCAGCCAACUCACACUGGUGAAAAGAAAUACUUCUGUGAACUGUGUGGACAGCAGUUUGCACAUAAGACAAGUCUCACAUUGCAUUAUAGGUGGCACACUGGCCAGAAACCAUACCAGUGCCAAGUAUGUAACAAGAACUUCUCACAGAAUGGUAACCUCCAAGAGCAUCUACGUAUACAUACUGGAGAGAAACCUUUCUGCUGUGAUUACUGCGGCAGGAAGUUUACAACAUCUUCACAAUUCAAGCUACAUGUGAAGAGACAUACUGGAGAACGACCGUGGAAAUGUGAGUUCUGUGGAAAGUCUUUCUUGCAUAAAGACACAUGGAAGUGUCAUACUAGAAGACAUAAAGGAGAGCGUCCAUUCCAGUGUCAUUUCUGUGCACGAGGAUUCACAGAACAAUGGGCACUCAAAAAACAUCUGCGCCUACAUACAGGCGAGAAACCAUACUCCUGUAAUAUGUGUGGGAAAGCUUUUGCUGAUUGUUCAAACCUCACCAAGCAUAAAAAGGUUCAUCGUGAAAACAAGGACGGUAUUGUCGGAGCAGCUGGAGGUAUUUCUGUAGAUCGAACAGUUUGGAAUAUUAUUCGCUCACAUCUGUCAAAGGAAGUGUCAAACGAUGGCAAUGCGGAAGGUGAAGCGAGGACAGGAGAGGAAGGUGAUGGUGUCCAGCAGAUUAUUUAUGUAACAUAUCAAGAUCCAGAUGACCCCAGUGAAGCCAGAACUCUUCAUAUUGUAGAUGACAUGCAGGCUGAUAGUGAUGCAGCGACCGGACAACCUGAGCAGCAGAACGGAAUACCUUUGCCUGAGGAAACGGAGUCUGUGACUUCAGUAGGAGGGAUUAUAACAGCUCCAGAACCUGUUGAUACAAAUGGAAUUGAAUUGAGUCAUCUGUCACAGUCAACAGCCAUGCAGCUGUCUGGGUCCCAUUCACUGCAUGUAACAGAUGAAGAUGGUAAUCCUAUCCAAUUUACUAUGCAGGAUGGACGGCAAUUGCAGAUUACAACAGCAGAUGGGCAGUCUAUUCAAGUGAUGACUACGGUGGAUGGUCAGACAAUACCAUUACAAUUAAUGACCCAUGAUAGUCAGCACAUUACCCCAGAAAUGGAAAAUCAGUUACAACAUGUUGGAGUUGAAAACUCAGAAGGCAUGGCCAGUGCCAUAACUACUGGAAGCCAGGGUGGAGAGGAGGAUGUUUCACAUCUGGUGGAAGAGGAGCAGGCUAUAGAAUUUAUGACACAAGAUGGCCGGAAAGUGAGACUUGUAACAUCAUAUGAAGUUGACCCACUUCAUUUGAACACUGACUAUCUUGCCACAACGUAGUCACAUUAAAUGAGUCAAUGUGAAUGAACACUACAAUAUGAGAACAGUAUUAUUUCACGAGUUUUAUCUGUGAUUGAUUUAUUGUAUUAAAAAAAUGGCAUUAAGAAUAUGAAUUAUUGCCACUUGCUUCCAUUUUCAAGAAUAUUCCAAGCAUUUGAAUUCCUACUUUUCAGUUGAAGGGAGUUUCAAGUAUAAAGUAUAAAGAGUUCAUGAUACUCUGAACUGUUUAAAGUGAAACAUGAAGUUCUUUUUUGUUAUUUUGUAUGUAAUAUAAUUAUAUUGUUCCAUAAUUCUUGAUUUCUAAAUUUUGAAUUUCAGUCCAUUUCUUAUGUUAGACUAUGAUACACAUGUUACAGUGUUGAUGUCAGGGGUGGUGUGAUUAAUGAAGAGUAAGUACAGAUAACAUGGAACAAAAGUUGUUAGAUGAAUUUUGGGCAGGGAUUGUUUUGAAUUUGAUAAUUCAAAGUUAACAGAAAUAGGUUUUGAUCAUUAUGUGACUGGAAUGGCUGAUUAUUUUCAGAGUUCUGUA
Molecule: messenger RNA, 3511 nt
Organism: Cryptotermes secundus
Lineage: Eukaryota; Metazoa; Arthropoda; Insecta; Blattodea; Kalotermitidae
Product: zinc finger and SCAN domain-containing protein 2
Exons: 17
Coding region: 391-2982 (863 amino acids)
Biological process (GO): regulation of transcription by RNA polymerase II
Cellular component (GO): nucleus
Molecular function (GO): zinc ion binding; DNA-binding transcription activator activity, RNA polymerase II-specific; RNA polymerase II cis-regulatory region sequence-specific DNA binding
Source: RefSeq, a predicted model, not a curated record